Parnassius mnemosyne (clouded apollo) is the source of this 3870-nucleotide messenger RNA. The record is from the annotation of a GenBank genome assembly. NCBI's taxonomy places the organism in Eukaryota, Metazoa, Arthropoda, Insecta, Lepidoptera, Papilionidae.
AUGGUCGGGAUGAUGUGGUUCAAGAGGGAACCGAAGCCUGUGGCGGAGAAAUCCGUCGAGAACGGAGUGGUGGGCAAGCUGAGGAGGAAGAAAGCGGUGCUGUUGAAGCCUACUAGAGAAUCGAGUGAGAGGGAGACGUCCACUGAGAGCGACAAGGAGAGGAGACGGUAUUCGGAUAUACUAGAUAUUAAAGUGUCAUUGGAGCGACGUGAUGAAAGUGACGAGUCCCUCUACGAAUCGGCUGAUUGUCAAAGUGACGCAAUCUCUGCAAGCGAUGACGCCUUGCCCAGGCUCAGCAGAACACCAACAAUGAGCAAAGAGUCCCUUAAACUAGUCAUCACCGACGAGGAAGUGGACACACGGUCUAAGAGAGGCCAUCGGAAAACAAUGUCACUAUCGAAUCCUUUAGAAAUGGUUAAGAGUUUAGGCGACGAGUGGUUUGACCACACUAAAAAGGACCUAGAUAAAAAUUUUGAUAAAAAGAAGUCAAGAGAGUCUCUUUGGAGUGAAGAAGAUAGAGAUUCUAUCCAUGGAUCCACGUUGAAACUGGAUCAGAUUAGAAAUGGCAGUAAGAAAGAUGAUAAAAGCAAUCCCGCCAGCAGAAAAGGGAGUUCAACAGAUAUUUCCAAACCGAGAAAAGGGAGUAAGAGUUCCUCGGUAAGCGCAUUAAAUUUCCUCAGAAGAAAGAAGGCUCCGACUUCUUCCAAAUCUGUAGAAGCUGUAAUGGAAAUUGCGGAUAGAAUUUCCACCACCGAAGAGAUUCUUAACUAUACAAAAUUCUUCUUGGAAGAAGAGAAACGCCAUUCGUCUCUAUGUGGCAGCAAACCGCUUGUAGAGACAGAUUCUGAUGACGAUCCGCGCCCGCCCAAAUUAGUAGGUGAACAUAGACGACGAUUGAGUAGACAAACAUCAAGAAGUAAGAGCAAAGUUAGAGGAAAGAGUCAGUCAUUGAAGGUGAACACUUUAAGGAAAUCUCAUAGUGGAACAUUGAAGAAAGGAAAGAAGAAGAGCGUGAAGACUCCUUCAGCUGGUAGAAGCAGACAGGCCAGUAUCGUAGAUCCGCCCCCUCUACCUAAGAAGAGUGGAUCCGAUACUUCCAAGCAACAUUCUUGGCUCUUUAGUGCGUCUACAUACAGAGGAGAGUCGAGACGUGAAGGUUCAACGGAGGAGCCGAGCGCCCCUGAGCCCGACUUGGACUCCGUCGACAUCACUGCCAAAGAACAACCUGACUGGCGCGCGGGCGGCGGCGGGCGGGCGGUGAACCGCGCGGAGAGCUGCCGCGAGCGCGACGCGCCGCGCCGCGGCAAGCACCGCAACGCGUCCGAUCCCAACCGCCUCACCGCACACCACACGCAUGAUUUGGAACCUGGGACAGCGACGGCGCCGUCUGGCAGCUCCAGCAGUUCCAGUUUAUCUUCAAGAAGCAAUGAGAGUAAUACAGUUGCCGCUGAACAGCAAGACUGGUCGGAGGAGGACGAGCCGCUCGCAGCGCAGUGGGCGGACAACCUUCCACCUCAAGUGCUGGACUCAUUGCUGUUGUCUGCGAGGCUGAGGAAACGGCAGGAGGUUAUUCACGAAUUAAUAGUGUCUGAAGGAUCUCACGUCCGCUGGCUGAAAGUCCUUGACGGAGUUUUCCAUAGACCACUCCUCAAUCAGCCUUCAUUAUUACCCAGUGAGGACUUAAAAGCCCUGUUCCCAAAUUUGCCCGGAGUGAGGGAGAGGCAUGCGAAAUUGUACACAGAAUUGAGGACCGCCAGAAAUGAGGCUCCCAAUCACAUAGUCCAAAUACGACCAGUGGCGGAAGCGUUACUGAAUACGUUGGGUGACUCAGGUUAUGCAGCCUGCCUAUCCCGUUUCUGCCGAGGUCAACGUAUGGCUUUAGACGCGUUACGCGAGAGACGUCGUAAACAUAAAGAGCUGCAUCAGUUCUUGUCCAGCCGCGAACAACUGCCGCUGUGCGGACGCUUGCAGCUGAGGGACCUGCUGGCUUGUGUUUGGCAAAGGCUAACGAAGUACCAGCUCCUUCUAGAAGGAGUGCUGAAGACCGUGAGCGAGGCUGAAGGGGACAGCGCAGAGGAUACCUCUGCAGUGAGGAGAGCACUCGCUGUAGCCAAGGAUGUGCUGCACUCCGUCGAUACAGCCAUACGGACCGCGGAGAACGAGCACAGGCUGAGAACAAUCCAGACUAAGCUGGAAGUACGGGCAGGCGCUGGACCAGAAUGGGAUGAACUUCGUCGUUUAGACCUCACUACUCGUUCGUUACGUCACGAGGGCGAACUUGGCCUGCGGAACGAUUCCACCAAGCGGGUUGCUGUUUUGGCUUUGAUGUUGGAAGACUGCCUAGUACUUUUACAGCGAGAAGGCGAUAAAUUUGUACUGAAGCCCAUCAACCAGCCCAGUCAGCAGGGACUGCUCUCGCCGCUUAUUAAAUGGGACAAGGUGAUAUUUCGUCCGAACGCGGCGGUGCGCAACACGUUCUUCCUGAUGAACAUCAACGGCGUGCAGAUGCACGAGCUCUCCGCCAACACGUCCAGCGAAUACGCCACGUGGGUGAAGCACAUCAAGGAGGCGCCGUUGGCUAAGCUGACGGAGCUGAAGCCAAUCGCAUCAACAACAGCAACCUCCCACCACCAGCACUCGCGCUCCAACGACGACUCCGGUAUAAACGUGUCCCGCAAUCCGUCCGACGCGUCCGAGAAAUCUUCCUCGACGACCGCUGACGAGGAACGUGAACACGAACACGCCGUAGACCAUGCCGGCGAACAUGUCGCCGAAAGGGACAGAAGCUCUACGGAGAGGAACGAACAGGAGAAAGAGGAGAGGGAAGCAGAGAAGAGAGAUGAAGUGAUUAAAGAUAGAGAUUCGGACGAUUCUCAUAGGCAGCGGCGCGCGACGGUGGGGCGCAUCAGCACGCACUGCGAGGAGGCGGGGGCGGGGGCGGGGGCGGGGGCGGGGGCGGGGCUGGCGCCGCGCGGCGCGCUCGCGGUGCGCGCGCCGGCCGCGCACGUGCUCACCGCCACGCGCGCCGUCACGCACCACGAACGAUUACGUCGUUUAGACGAGGUGAUAAGUCGCGCUUUGCGUGCCAAGAGUGGUGUCGUAGCUGAACUGCUGGGUGUUCCUCCGGAGAGCUAUUCGCAAGUGGCAGAGAUGGCGGUCGCGGACACGCUCGGACAAGUCGACAUGUCGGGAUCGGAAAUAGAACCAACAGAGUCCGAUUCCACAGCCGACAUACAUCAGCUUCUGUUGGCAGCACAUGCACAAGCGAGUCAGCUAACGGAGAUGCUGUCUAAGGCCCUAACCAUAGACGAAACCAGCGCGAUCGCGGCUAGAAGUGGUCGCUGUGACAACUGCAGAUAUGUGCCGCGACGGACGCACGAUAAUGUCAACACUUCAGUCGAUCGAUCGGACGAUAUAUCGGAUUUAGAGAAUUGUCUUCGCUCGUCGGAUGACUUGUUGGACGGAUCGUUGGACGACGCAACGUAUGAUUUGUUGGCGGACGUUAGUCCAGUUCAGGGCACCAACAUGCGGGAUUGUAUUGAACCGAUUUUUGGUGGCGCGGGAGGUGUGGUGGGGGAGUGCGGUGGUGCAUGUGGCAGCGGCGGCAGCGGUGGCGCGGGCGCGGCGCUGCUGGCGCGGCGGCUGGUGGCGCCGGCGGGCGGGCUGAGCGCGGCGCUGGCGCGGCUGCUGGGCGCGCUGCCGCCGCAGCUGCAGCUGGCGGGCGCGGCGCGCGCGCAGCUGGCCCGCGAGCGCGACGCCGCCGACGCGCUGCGCCACGCUGCACGCCACGAUUACCAAAUGACAGAAGAGAUCUCUUUCCCAAAGGGCGUGGACCAAUCCCUACAGGACCAACCAAGCAACGGAGGGUGA